AUGACAGUAAGGACAUAUCUUGUUAAUUUAAAGCAAGCACUAAAUGCCAAGACCCUCAAGGUUCCAUACUCAUUUGUUAGUGGUAAUCAAUCAGCGGACAUGGACUCGAUAAUAUCGUCCAUUACUUAUGCUUAUUUAUCUUACAGCUUGAAGACUCCACAACAGUAUAUUAUUCCUUUGAUCAAUGUACCAAAAGCUGAUUUAAAAUUGAGGAGAGAUAUCAUAAAAGUGUUACAAAAUUAUCAUGAUAUAACUGAAGAUUUAUUAUAUUUCGUUGAAGAUUUUGAAUUACUUAUUUCUGAAUCUGUGCAAAAUUCCAAAAAAAGCCAAUUAUCUAUUGUCGAUCAUAAUGGAUUACAAGGAGUUGCAAUAAAUAAAGCAUUUGAUGAAGGAUAUUUGGAUGUUAUUGGAAUAAUUGACCAUCACGCUGAUGAGGGAAAAUUUUUAACUGCUAAUCCUAGAAUUAUAAGAACAUGUGGGUCAAAUUCAAGUUUAGUUUUUAAAUAUUUUUAUGAUUUAAAACCCAACAAUGAUAAAUUUUGGAUCGAAAACAACGAUGUUGUGGAAAUGUUGUUAGCUCCAUUACUAAUUGAUACUAGUAAUAUGACUCAAAAAGUUGAAGAACCGGAUUUGGAAGUUUUUGCCAAAUAUAAAGAAAUAUUGAGUGCUACUGAUUCACAAUUUUUUAUUUCUACAGAUUUAGGUCAAACUUCUCAUCAAAUCGAGCUAUUUUAUAAAGAAUUGAAGAAAGCCAAGAAGGACUUAGCUGGAUUUUCAUUUAUGGAUAUUUUAAGAAAAGACUAUAAACAAUUUAAGUUUUCUAAAGGAGAUGAUGUUGGUUUCAGUUCCAUUGGUAAACCAUUAAAAUGGAUAUUUGAAACAUAUUCCAAGGAUGAAAUACUAAGAUCCUUGAGUGCCUCGUUGAAAUUGAAUCAAAUAGAUUUGCUAGUAAUAACAUCCUCAUAUACGGUCAAAGAGACUGAUGAGUACCGAAGAGAAUUUUGUUACUAUUAUGAGGGUGCAAAUUCCGAGUAUGCGAACUUAGAAGAAUUGGUUAAAGUUCAAUUGAAUUUGAAUAAUGACGUUUACGGUGUCGAUAUAAUAUCACCACUAUUAGAAUAUAUUAAUGAAAGUGUGAACGAAAAUAAGGGUCACUUUAUUAUUUACAAUCAAGUUAAUAUUCGUGCUUCCAGAAAACAAGUUGUACCUAUUGUAAAAGAAGUACUUGAGAAGGCGUAA
Messenger RNA from Lodderomyces pseudojiufengensis, 1239 nucleotides. RefSeq names its product exopolyphosphatase. The transcript has a single exon. The coding region runs from base 1 to 1239 and encodes 412 amino acids. Lineage: Eukaryota; Fungi; Ascomycota; Pichiomycetes; Serinales; Debaryomycetaceae. The record is from RefSeq and is a predicted model, not a curated record. Gene Ontology annotation, cellular component: cytoplasm. Gene Ontology annotation, molecular function: exopolyphosphatase activity.